Ficedula albicollis (Collared flycatcher) is the source of this 2411-nucleotide messenger RNA. RefSeq names its product cystatin A (gene CSTA). Gene Ontology annotation, cellular component: cytosol. Gene Ontology annotation, molecular function: cysteine-type endopeptidase inhibitor activity. The transcript is spliced from 3 exons. The record is from RefSeq and is a predicted model, not a curated record. The coding region runs from base 1940 to 2335 and encodes 131 amino acids. NCBI's taxonomy places the organism in Eukaryota, Metazoa, Chordata, Aves, Passeriformes, Muscicapidae.
CCCAGAAAUAUGGAGUCCAGUGAAUGAUUUCCACACAACGUUAGUAUCUUUAAUUUCACACCCAGAGUCUUUCCAAGAUUAUAAAUGAACCCUCCUAGGCUUUGUGGUCAGUGUAUUUGUUGCUAGACAGAAUCAAGAGUUCUCCAGGAGGGUACUACUGCCCUGGGGAUCUUAACAUCCUUUCCAAGGAAGUCAGCAAGAUCUGUAUCCUGGUGAGUGGACAGAUUUAUAAAAUAUCCUGUUUUAGUGCUGGUGCUGUGCAGUUGUUGGACACAUUCUCUGAUUUCUGGCCUCAGUAAGGUGAGCUGGUUCUUCCAGUUCAUUAUCUGUCCUGCUGUGUGAAUAAGGCACAAGUGGUGGAACAUGGUCAGCAUUUGAGUGAAUCAGCAGGGUCUUAUGCAAAAGGUUUGAGCUGUCAUCAGCUCCAUGAAUAGGGCUCUAAGGAACUUCUCAUCUGGAGAGAAGUUGGUGAAAGUGGCAGAAUUCCAGUUUUAACAGCUGCCACUCCCUUUAUUCAUGAGAACUGGAAGGAUUUCUCUCUCUGUUCACAAAAAUGUCUCAGGACGAUUUUUCCUCAAAUGCUUUUUGUCCACUUCUGCUCAAGUUUGGAAAAUUCUGCAAUAUCUUUUUCAGUAACAUGCUGUAAUACUCAUCAAUAUUGUUGAGUGUAUUGUGUACUGUUGGGGCCCCUACAACCCCAGUUUCUCAAUCUCAGAGGCUUUGUACCAAAACCAGGCCUUGAAGUCAGAUCUGAAGUACUUUUUUACAGUGUCUUGCAUCACUUGUUAUCUGAGAGGAGGAGGAGGGUCAGUACUAUGGGUAGGACACAGAUAAGUUUGUUGCUGUGGCUAUAAACCCACCUGUUCCUAGCAAAUUCCCUAAUGCUGAUCCCAGCAGAAAUGCCCAUUGCCUGUGUGCAGCACAUAUUCUCAUUUCAUCUGCUCCCAUGUACUUGCCCCUGCAGACUAAAAAGUGUCUGUCUGGUCUGUUGCUGUUUCUCUGGUCCUUGCUCUGGAACAAUGUUCCUCUUAUUUGCUGGUAAGGGGGAUGGCAGGAAUAUUGACAGGGAGUAUUUUUUCUGUGGUCUUGAAGUGUUAGUUCUCCCUUACCAGGGAGGGCUGCUAGCAGUUCCUAACCUUCCCCCCAGUAGGUUUUGAGCUUUGUACAUUUACAAAUGCGAAUGUGACUGUGCCAUGUAACUGUAACUGCAGAAUGAAUUCUCAUGUUAUGUGUUUCAGCAGUGUACGUUGAAACUGGGACAGCUUUUCUGUUUUUUGAUUGUACUUUGUCUUCCAGGAAAUUGGCACUAGAGUUAAAAAGCAGAUUUUAUUGCACAUUCAGUUGCUAUUGUGAUUGCCUGAAUGCAGCUCUUGGUUUGAUGGGAAAGAAACAGAAAUGCCUUAUUUGCAGUACUUACCUGAAUCUGGGAUUGGAUUAUUUUCUACUUCUGGUGCUGGUGUUUACCUUGGCACCUUUUUGGUCAGGCAGAGAGAAGUCAAGUCACUGAAUGUAGGAUGCCAUCUGCUCCUGUUUCCCCACUCGAAGGACAUUGAGAGAAUAAAAUUUCAAGUUGAGCGGGACCUCGGCUAAGGAAAGUGCUGCAUCCUUUCCUCUAAUCAGGAAAGGUGUUGGGAAAUACUGGGUGUGUCUUUGAUUUGUUUCCCAAGAGCUCAGCCUAGUCAUCUGCACAUGAGUGGAGAGGCAGGAGUUUCCAGCUGCAGCCCAAACCAACUCUCUUUAAGGUGUGGGUGACUGCAGGCUGAUGUUAGCUUUUCUUUUUGAUGUGAAGACUGUACUCACUUCUUCAAGUGCUUCUUACAUUUAUUAAUAAUAUUGCCAAUGCUUUACAUUUUACAAACCCCCUUUUCCCCGUGUGUCUCCUUCUCCAGUUCAGUAAUGGUAGGCUCCUUGUGUUGCAGGUCACAUGAUUCCAUGACACAUGUGUGUGUAUAUAUGUGAGGUGCCUGGGGACUCUGCUCAGACUGCUGAACUUCCCUCUUCAGAGCCACUCAUCAUUUCAGAGAAGUCACUUGCCACCAUGAUGCCUGGGGGCUUAUCUGACACCAAGCCAGCUACUCCAGACGUUCAGCAGCUUGUUAACCAGGUGAAGCCACAGUUUGAAAGCCGGGCAAACGUGAACUGUGCUGUCUUUACAGCCAUAGUAUAUAAGACUCAAGUGGUUGCAGGGACAAUGUACUUCAUUAAGGUCCAAGUUUCUGAUGGUGAUUAUGUCCACUUAAAGGUGUUUCAGAGUCUUCCCUAUGAGAACCAAGGUCCCAGCCUUGUAAGUUUUCAGACUGGCAAAACCAGAGAUGACCCUCUGACCUACUUCUAAGACAUGAUGACGUACAGUGCCUCACUCUGCAAAUCCUAUGGGGGUUCUGCCCACUACAGUAAAUAAAAUAAGUUUG